Messenger RNA from Parnassius mnemosyne (clouded apollo), 729 nucleotides. The record is from the annotation of a GenBank genome assembly. Lineage: Eukaryota; Metazoa; Arthropoda; Insecta; Lepidoptera; Papilionidae.
AUGACCUGCGAAAUAUAUUUUGACAACCAUCUUCUUUUGGAAUCUGAAUUGUUAAAUGCAUCCGAUUUACGUUGCAAAAUUUCACAAAGCUUCGGUGUUCCAGUGGAAGAUUUAUUCGUUACUGUUAAUGGAAGACGUCUUUCUAAUGAACUCAUUUUGCUAAAAGAAAAUAAUGUUGUUAGAGUUCAUACGAGACUUGUUGGUGGUAAAGGUGGAUUUGGAUCUAUGCUCCGUGCAAUAGGAGCACAAAUCGAAAAAACCACUAACCGUGAAGCAUGCCGUGACCUGUCUGGACGACGAUUGCGAGACAUUAAUGAAGAGAAGCGUCUCAGAAAGUGGUUAGAGGGACAGGAUGAUCGUGAAAGGGAAGUUGCGGAACGAAAACAAAAGAAACUGGAAAGGUUACUGGCUGAACCAAAAAUCGAGGUCAAUCUUAAUCCAGAUUACGAGAAAGUUCGUCAGGAGUUGCCUGAGCGUGUUAGUGCAGCAGUUGACGCUGGUUGGGAAGCUGCAGGUACAUCUAAAGAACAUGGAACUAAACGGAAAGCAGAGGAAAAUAAAUCAAAAGGAAAGAAGAAGGUUAAGUUGUGGAUAGACGCAGAAUUGUCAGACUGUUCAUCAUUAAGUGAUGAUGAUGAGGAAGAAACCAAAAUGAGCCCUGGACAAUCUGCUUCCACAGACAGUGGUAAUGAGUCAGAUAAGGCAUCAGAAGCCAGUAGCAAAGUCUAG